AUGGAGAAAACGGCGUGGCAGAACCGAUCUUUCGAUCUCCUCUACACAGGAAGCGAAGCCACAGCACCUGGCCAGCACGGACGGGACAUGGCAAACCCUGAAAUAUGCAUCUCGCUGGACGGGGUGGCGGGAUGGAACAAGAAGCCAUGCGCGGUCGUGGCGAACUCUGCAAUCUGCCUCUCACUGGACAAGACGGCGGGGUGGAAAAAGCCAUGGUGCGCUCGAGACGAGAGAAGACUGCAACAUACAAAAGGAAGCCGUGCAGGAUCUAUAGAGAGGGAGGUGUACGCGGAGCCGAUACACAAGAGACAGGCGACAAAAAUAAACCCGCCAAACAAGUUCCAGAAAGUUCGUGCGGCACCUCGCUCGGGCAGCCCACCAGGAUCAAACCCCUGUACAGUACACAGUACACACGCAGGCGCGCACACCACUUUCCUCACAGCAGCCAGCAAGGCCGACCCCGCCGCCACCCGCAGUCCGCCGCCUAUGGACAGCCCUCGCGCCGGCGUCCACGGAGAGGGCGACCACUCGCCGUCGCCGGAGUCGGCGAGGAUGCUGCACGAGAUGGCGCUCCGGGAGGGAGGAGAGGUCGAUCUGACGGACGAGCAGCUGCGCUCCAACGACCAGCUCCAGCGAGACGAGAUGCUGGCACUGGAGGCAAUUUAUGGUGAGAAUGUUGAAGUUUUUGGUGAAACGUCUGCACCUCGGUCUUUCCAGAUCCAUGUGCAUUGUGAAAUUCCAGAUGGUAUCAGUGUGUCUGCAGAACUUCUCCAGGGUGUUGAUGAUUACCCAAACAACUGGCUCACAUUCAGUGUCGAACACUUGGCUCCAAUGUCACUGACAUGCCUUAUGCCUCCAUCAUACCCGAGUCAUCAACCUCCAUACUUUACUCUCGGUAUACAAUGGUUGGAUCGUGCCAAGGUUUCCUCCCUUUGUCACAUGCUCGACACCAUUUGGGCGCAGCAACCUGGACAGGAAGUUGUUUUUGAGUGGGUGCAAUGGCUGCAGAGCUCUAUGCUUUCUCAUCUUGGUUUUGAUGGAAGAAUAAUCAUACGACAGUCUGAUAGGAUGAUGGAUCAUGUGGAUGUUCGGGCUGUUGGAGAUAUUCUUUCUGUGGAGGAGAUUGUUGAACAUUUGAUCAGCUACAAUGAAGAGCAAUGCCAUGAAUCAUUUCUCCGUGGCAUCCAUGUCUGCACGAUUUGUUUGCAUGAGUACACAGGCAUUGACUUCAUAAAACUUCCAUGCCGUCAUUACUUCUGCCGGAGGUGCAUGGAGACAUACUCAAAGAUGCAUGUCAAGGAAGGAUCGGUCCUGAAAUUGGUGUGUCCUGAUGACAAAUGCGGAGGCAUUGUUCCUCCUAAUCUUUUGAAGAGGUUGCUAGGAGAUGCAUAUUUUGAACGGUGGGAAAGAUUGAUACUUCAGAAGACUCUAGACUCAAUGACUGAUCUUUCUUACUGUCCAAGAUGUGAAACACCUUGCCUGGAAGAUGAUGACACUGCCCAGUGUUCGAACUGCCACUUCAGCUUCUGCACCCGCUGCAGAGAUCGCCGUCACAUAGGGACAAGGUGCUUUACUCAAGAAGAAAAACUUCUUUCCUUACAGGGGCGUGGAAAUGUACCCAACUUAAGCAAAGGGAAUGCUGGACGCAAAAUUAGCGCGGAUGAGAUAUUUAGCAUCAAGGAAAUACUCCGUUCUUGUGUUGCAUGUCCGCAUUGUGGCUUUGCCAUCUCACGCGCGUCAGGCUGCAACCACAUUCUUUGCAGGAACUGCGAUAAGUCAUUCUGUUAUAGCUGUGGCAAGGCGCUAAAUGAAGAUCAUACGAGUGAACAAUGUAAGAUUGAUAGAGAGAAGCUGAGAGUGAAUGUGGAGGUGAAUGAUGUCGUCAAAAAGAUGCAGAAAGACCUGAGGUUGACCCUAUCCAGAGCACAUCCAUGCUCGAACUGCCACCAGCCAAAUUUCAAGGUUGGUAACAACAACCAUAUCUUCUGUGGAACAUGCCAAGUUCACUACUGUGCUCUGUGCCAGAAGAGGGUGUAUAAGAGCACGGAGCACUAUGGCCCCCGAGGGUGCAAGCAGCACACCUCUGAUCUUGAUUUUGUUUAAACUGGACUAAGAAGAGUGAUGCUUGUGAAUCAGAAUCCUUUUGAGAUAGAUGAUCCAAGGGCGAGCACUGGUUUCGGCUGCGGUGAACAGGAUUAGUCCUGCACAGUUACAGCUAUAUACGCAGUUUCAAAUAGCAUUAACAGUCACAUCUAGCACUCCUUUUGUUUUGCCGAGCAUUUUUUUUCGGAUAUUGCUGAACAACUGACACUGGAGAUCAUUCUAGUUUUAAGGGGUGGAGCAUCAGUUAUGUGGAAGACCUUUAUAACUGCAAAGCUUGCUGGAUUCAGUACAACAUGGUGUUUCUAAGCAUUAUGCCCGCGACACUUUUUUUUUUUAUCAUGAACAAUGAAAAACUAGGCGCUGCUUCCUUUGAUGCUGUUAAUCACUUGUUAUUGGAAUCGCUGAACUGUAAGCAUACUUUCUCUUGGUGUUGCUGAUAUCAAUGGCCCUCCGUAGGCACGGGAUCA
Molecule: messenger RNA, 2570 nt
Organism: Lolium rigidum
Lineage: Eukaryota; Viridiplantae; Streptophyta; Magnoliopsida; Poales; Poaceae
Product: E3 ubiquitin-protein ligase RNF14-like
Exons: 8
Coding region: 1-2103 (700 amino acids)
Biological process (GO): positive regulation of proteasomal ubiquitin-dependent protein catabolic process; ubiquitin-dependent protein catabolic process; protein polyubiquitination
Cellular component (GO): ubiquitin ligase complex; cytoplasm
Molecular function (GO): ubiquitin protein ligase activity; zinc ion binding; ubiquitin conjugating enzyme binding
Source: RefSeq, a predicted model, not a curated record